GCUGUCAUUUCUGAAAUUCGAAGUUGUUUGAGGUUAUGUAGUAAAAUUUAAAAGUUGUUGAAAUUAUUUUCGAAAAAAGUAUUUAAAAUGGAAGACACAAUUUGUCCAAGAUGCAAAACGACGAAAUUUCAAAAUCCAUCACUAAAAAUGAUGGUAAACGUUUGUGGCCAUGCCCUCUGCGAAAGCUGUGUCGACUUGCUCUUCCUAAAAGGCUCCGGUUCGUGCCCCGACUGCCGUAUCGCUCUACGCCGAAACAAUUUCCGCGUGCAGCUCUUCGAAGACGCGACAGUGGAGAAGGAGGUCGACAUACGAAAAAGAGUUCUGCGAGACUUCAGUAAAAAAGAGGAGGAUUUCUCCUCAUUAAGAGACUACAACGAUUACUUGGAGGAAGUCGAAACGAUAAUUUACAACUUAACGAACAAUAUCGACGUGAUUAAUACCAACAAGAAAAUUGAAGACUAUAAAAAAAGCAACAGGGAGCAAAUCAUGAAAAGCAAGAACAAGAUGAGCCGUGAGGAGUAUGAACUGGAAGAACUGUUGGAAAUCGAAAAGCAAAGCGAGUUAUCGCGACGAAACGAAAUAAAAUUAGAGGAAAUGAAGACAAAGAAGAAGAAACUACGUGAAAAAGAGGCGCUAAUCGAUGAGCUAAUGUUUUCGAAUGCCAACGCGCAGAAUAUCGUGGAGACAUUUACACAGCAGGUCAAGGAAUUUAAGGAAGUCGAGACUAAACCGGCUAGUAAAGUGACACAAUUUUCGACUGGUAUUCAAUUCGGACGUCAAAAUCAGUCUUCAUUCUUGCCAGUUUCGAUUGAAGAGGGGCCACUUUUCGUUUAUAAACCACAAGGUAUGGUAACAGAUGGGCCUUAUCCUCCUGUGGAGGAAGAACUGUCAACUCUGGGAUAUAACGUACACAUUAGAACAGAGACAGAACAAGAGAGAGCUGGCGGUUUUGUGUCGAGUAUUGCUUGUAUGAGGGCACUGCAAGAUGCACUUGCUGGUUUAUAUCAUGUUAAAAAAGCUAUUGCGUAAUUUUUUGUAUGUUAUCGAAUAGUUAAUGUAAAUAAAACGUUUUGCGUAUUUAUUGUA
Molecule: messenger RNA, 1086 nt
Organism: Photinus pyralis (common eastern firefly)
Lineage: Eukaryota; Metazoa; Arthropoda; Insecta; Coleoptera; Lampyridae
Product: CDK-activating kinase assembly factor MAT1-like
Exons: 1
Coding region: 88-1029 (313 amino acids)
Biological process (GO): regulation of transcription by RNA polymerase II; positive regulation of cyclin-dependent protein serine/threonine kinase activity; nucleotide-excision repair
Cellular component (GO): transcription factor TFIIH holo complex
Molecular function (GO): cyclin-dependent protein serine/threonine kinase activator activity
Source: RefSeq, a predicted model, not a curated record